Molecule: messenger RNA, 966 nt
Organism: Fraxinus pennsylvanica
Lineage: Eukaryota; Viridiplantae; Streptophyta; Magnoliopsida; Lamiales; Oleaceae
Source: the annotation of a GenBank genome assembly
AUGGCUGCGUACAAAUCGAAAACUGUUGAGAAAGCUUCUAAGGAAUUCUUGUGCGAUCUGUUGUUGGAAGAAAAUCAACCAAUUUCGGAGCGAUUUAGAGCUUUCGCAAUGAGGGAUAAGUCAAGCAUUCUGGGACACGGGGCCGCAAAUAAAUUGGGUCGGAUGCAAGAUCCUGAUGCUAUCCCUGCGUUACAAGCUGUUCUAGGCGAUCUUUCCUUGCACCCCAUUGUUCGCCUAAAGGCUGCAGAAUCUCUUGGUGCGUUUGGUUUAGAGAGUAGUGUUCCAGUCUUGAAGACUGCUUUCGAAUCUGAUCCAUCUGCAGAAGUUAAAGAAUCAUGUGAACUGGCUCUUACUCGAAUUAGGGAGCUAACCAAUGCGAAGCCUGAUGAAUUAAGACGUUUCAAUUUGUUGGAAGUAGCUCCAUUGCUCUUUCGCCCUAUUCCGGAAUUAAGGGAAGUUCUACUAAAUGAAGACAAUAGCCUAUAUGAGCGCUGCUCUGCACUUUUUUCACUUCGACUUUAUUGUCUUCAUCCGACCUCUUGUACUGAGGAAGCAAUCUCAGCUAUUAUUGAAUCCCUAUAUGCAGAAAGCACAGUUCUACGGUGCCAUGUUCUUCAGAGUGCCUCCGAACAUCCUCUGGUUAGACAUAAUGCUGCUGAUGCUCUUCAUUCUAUUGCAGUAAAAGAAGGUCUUGAUUCGACUACAUACCGCGAAUGUAUUAUGCUGCUCAAGGAAUUUGCUGAGGAUCCUGACCCCAUUGUCUCACAAAGCUGUGAACUUGCUAUUAGGAUGCUUGAUUUUAAGAGAUCAGCGCGGAACUUUCUGGUGGAUAGAUCAUUAAGACAUGGAGAACAUAGAGCAUUCGAUAGGGAAAAAUCGAACUUAGCUAAGCAGCUUCGCAUAUGUCUAAUCUUCAUACGACCAAUCAAGCAACUACAAGCAACUACAGCUAAAAUAUUAGUCUAG